AUGGAACGAGCCGGCCCCAGUUCCGUGCAGCCGAAGCAGCAGCGGGACCAGGACUGGGUGGAAGCGUGGCUGGAUGACCACCGGGACUUUACCUUCUCUUACUUUGUUAGAAAAGCCACCAGAGAAAUGGUCAACGCAUGGUUUUCAGAGAGAGUUCACACCAUCCCUGUAUGCAAGGAAGGCGUCCGAGCCCACACGGAGUCUUCUUGCUCCUGCUCUCAGCAGCAGAGCCCUCAUGCAGAUAACGCCACCUCUGGAGCGCCAGCCAGAAAAAUCUCUGCCUCUGAAUUUGACCGGCCUCUUCGACCCAUUGUUGUCAAGGAUUCCGAGGGAGCUGUGAGCUUUCUCUCCGACUCAGGAAAAAAGGAGCAGAUGCCACUAACCCCGCCAAGAUUUGAUAGUGACGAAGGGGACCAGUGCUCAAGACUCUUGGAAUUAGUAAAAGACAUUUCCAGUCAUUUGGAUGUCACGGCCUUAUGCCACAAAAUCUUCUUGCACAUCCAUGGACUCAUCUCCGCCGACCGCUAUUCCCUAUUCCUUGUUUGUGAGGACAGCUCCAAAGAUAAAUUUCUUAUCAGCCGCCUCUUUGAUGUCGCUGAAGGUUCGACCCUGGAGGAAGCGUCCAAUAACUGUAUCCGCUUGGAGUGGAACAAAGGCAUUGUGGGACAUGUGGCAGCUUUUGGUGAGCCCUUGAAUAUCAAAGAUGCCUAUGAGGAUCCUCGGUUCAAUGCUGAAGUUGACCAAAUUACAGGCUACAGGACGCAGAGUAUCCUUUGUAUGCCAAUUAAGAACCACAGAGAAGAGGUGGUCGGUGUCGCUCAGGCCAUCAACAAGAAAUCAGGAAACGGUGGGACAUUCACCGAAAAGGAUGAGAAGGACUUCGCUGCCUAUUUGGCAUUUUGCGGUAUUGUUCUUCACAAUGCUCAACUCUACGAGACGUCACUGCUGGAGAACAAAAGGAACCAGGUAUUGCUUGACCUUGCUAGCUUAAUCUUUGAAGAGCAGCAGUCAUUAGAAGUGAUUCUGAAGAAGAUAGCUGCGACCAUUAUCUCCUUCAUGCAGGUGCAGAAGUGCACCAUAUUCAUCGUGGAUGAAGACUGCUCUGACUCCUUCUCUAGUGUGUUCCACAUGGAGUGUGAGGAGUUAGGAACAUCGUCUGAUGCUUUAACAAGGGAACAUGAUGCAAGCAAAAUCAAUUACAUGUAUGCUCAGUAUGUCAAGAACACGAUGGAGCCGCUUAAUAUCCCAGAUGUCGCGAAGGACACGAGAUUUCCCUGGACGAAUGAAGACGCAGGGCAUGUAAGCGCACACCGCAUUGGAAGUUUGCUUUGCACGCCUAUAAAAAACGGGAAGAAGAACAAAGUCAUAGGAGUCUGCCAACUGGUUAAUAAGAUGGAGGAGAACACUGGCAAGAUUAAACCUUUCAACCAAAAUGAUGAACAGUUCCUGGAAGCCUUUGUUAUCUUCUGUGGCUUGGGGAUCCAGAACACACAGAUGUAUGAAGCCGUGGAGAGAGCCAUGGCCAAGCAAAUGGUGACAUUAGAGGUCCUGUCCUAUCACGCGUCAGCGGCAGAGGAAGAAACAAGAGAGCUCCAGGCUUUAGCGGCUGCUGUGGUACCAUCUGCCCAAACCCUUAAGAUUACUGACUUCGGCUUCAGUGACUUUGAGCUGUCUGAUGUGGAGACGGCGCUGUGUACAAUUCGGAUGUUCACUGACCUCAACCUUGUGCAGAACUUCCAGAUGAAGCAUGAGGUUCUUUGCAGAUGGAUUUUAAGUGUUAAGAAGAAUUAUCGGAAGAACGUCGCCUAUCACAAUUGGAGACACGCCUUCAACACAGCACAGUGCAUGUUCGCUGCUCUGAAAGCAGGCAAGAUUCAGAACAAGUUGACGGAUCUAGAGAUACUUGCUCUGCUGAUUGCUGCUUUAAGCCAUGAUUUGGACCAUCGUGGUGUAAACAACUCAUAUAUACAGCGAAGCGAACACCCGCUGGCCCAGCUGUAUUGCCAUUCCAUCAUGGAACACCAUCAUUUUGAUCAGUGCCUGAUGAUUCUAAAUAGCCCCGGCAACCAGAUUCUCAGCGGCCUCUCCAUUGAAGAAUAUAAGACCACAUUGAAAAUAAUCAAGCAAGCAAUUUUAGCUACAGACCUGGCACUGUACAUUAAGAGACGAGGAGAAUUUUUUGAACUCAUAAGAAAAAAUCAAUUCAGUUUUGAAGAUCCUCUUCAAAAGGAGUUAUUUCUGGCAAUGCUGAUGACCGCCUGCGAUCUCUCUGCGAUUACGAAGCCCUGGCCGAUUCAACAGCGGAUAGCAGAACUCGUGGCAGCAGAAUUCUUCGAUCAAGGAGACAGAGAGAGAAAAGAACUCAACAUCGAGCCUGCUGAUCUAAUGAACAGGGAGAAGAAAAAUAAAAUCCCAAGUAUGCAAGUCGGGUUCAUAGAUGCCAUCUGCUUGCAGCUGUAUGAGGCCCUGACCCACGUUUCAGAGGACUGUUUGCCCCUGCUGGACGGCUGCAGGAAAAACAGACAGAAGUGGCAGGCCCUUGCUGAACAGCAGGAGAAGACGCUCAUCAAUGGGGAGAGCAGCCAGGCCUAGCGAGACUGACGGUGCGGCAGGCCGGGUUGUUCCAUAUACCAUGCGUACUUGUGUGCACUUUGCCACUGCUGUAUUUUGUUUUUGCACAACUUUUGAGAGCGUAGCAUGAAGUGUCUUAGAGAUUGCUACCCACUUUCUCUACUUUGGUUUUCUGCCACUGAAGCAAAAUGGUUGAUCAUCUUCACGUUGAACACAUUGAUAGGAAUGGUGUAAAUGGCAUUCCUACACUCAGCGUGGUUUUGCUUGGGAAUUAUAAAUAACCGUCUUUGUGUUUCUGAGUCACCAGUCUUUCAAACAUGUUAGAAAUCUUUCUCAAAAAGUAGGUUGGAGACAAAUUGACAAUGUUCUGGGACAUUUAAAGCGAUCAUGAGAUGAAUGUUGACCAAGUGGAUUUUAGGGGAGAAAUGAAUAUAAACUUGAAGGGUCUUAACAAAAUUAAGGUGUUGAGAAACAAGAAAAUGUGGUAUUUAAUUGGUCUGCUCUUUCUGUGAUGGGGACAGCUCACCUUACAUGUCGCCUGUGUGGCAGAGCAAACACCAGUACAGCCAAUCCACGCAGAAGCCCUUCAGCGCGCGAUCUCAGAACCCCACCUAAAGCCCAGGGCCAGAUGAUUCCCCCACUGACCUUCCCACGAGAGAGAGUGUGUGCCAGACAUGGGAGGGCCCGGAAGAGCCUUAAGCCAAGAGAAAUGUCUCAAUGGAAGAUCUUUCUGACAAUCUGCAUUUUAAAUACUGAAAACUUCAAAAACUAAUUUCUUUUUAACUUUUCGUCGCCUUAAUCCAGCAAUUAAGUUUCAACAGAAAAGUGGUCACAGGACCACUUGCCUGAAGUUAGGGCAUGAGCACAUGUAUGAAAGUGAAAAUUAGCCUUUAUUCCUCUGUCAAAUCUACAGGAAAAGAAAAUAAUUAUACGAGUUGCAUCAGAGGUUUGUCUCUAACAGGGAGCUCAGACAAUAAGUUCAAAGGAACAGUGUGAGAUCUUCCUGUCGGAAUAAAAGCAGCCUUCGGUCUCGGGAGCAGAUAGUGAAUCGAACCGAGCAGCUCAAGUAAGGAGGAGUAUCUGUUCCAAAUGUGCAGAAAUGUUUGAGGAGAAAUUGAGGGAUUUGAUUUAUUAACUUCUGUCCUUUUCCCACCUCCUCCCAAACUGGGUGAAAUAUUUGAUCUGGGUUUCUAACAUUAAUUUGGAUUGAAAUGGUUUCUUUUCCCUUUUCUCUUUGCUUAAAACGCACCAUGUUCAUUUUGGAUCCUGUGUAUGUAUAUUUUAUUGUGGCCUUGCUCUUACUCAGAUACGAGAAGGCAAAGCGAGUUAUGCUAGCAUUGUUUAGUAUGGGUGAAGGCCAACCCAGGGAGUUGUUGCCCAAUGCCAGUUGUAUUUUUGUUGUGAUACUUGUAUUUUCAGAAUAUCAUUUUGUUUGUGUUUCAUAUCACGUAGAUGAGAUCUGUAAGGUUGCCUCUAAUGCACUGGUGUGUAAAUUGCACAGACUGUCACCAACAAUAGUCAUAUCAGCACACUGUAUAUACACCUAUGCAUGCAUCCAUAACUUCUGAGUGCGGACUCAGGCUUAGAGAACAUUCUCUCCGCCUAGCACUGAAUCCCACACGUGACUGAGCAGUUAUGCUGAAACGCGGGCAUAUAUAUGUGUAGUGCCAACCACUGAGAACAUCUUUAAAGGCAACAUUAUGUGUGAAGGAUUUGUCUGUGGUGUUAACAAGCAAGAAGUCAGAGCAGAAAUUGUUUGACUCGCUUUAGGCAAUGGUUUAUUUCACCUACGUGUAUAGGCAUUAAAAUAGAAAGAGCAAUGCCAUGCCUCCGCUAUGUCAUUGCUGGAUAGUUCAGUUCCUACAGAAGAGAGUACUAUUUUAUUCAAAUAGUUUUUAUUUUAUAGGAAAACCAUUCCAUACAUGGAAUUUCUGUCUGUGGUACAAAAACACAAAUCAUAGUUUUCGUUCUGAAUGUGAAUAUUUCCUUUCUAGUAUCCUCUCAAGUUGGAUUAUAUUUAUUAUAUUAUAUUAUUAUAAUCUCUCCCUUAUGCUGCCAUGUAUUGAUAUUGCUCAUAACGAACAAGACAUUGUUGUUGUCCUAGACUGUUUGGUUAAUUGCUUGGCUGGCUGUAGUGAGAUAACAUGAUAACAUUUAAUUUUAAUAUUUAGCCAGAAAAAGAAUCUGUGUUUUGGUAACUUGCCUAGAAAGCUUUCUGGAUCUUACAUGGUUAGAAGAUUUGCCUUUGCCAGUCAUGAUACUAUGUGAAUGUGUAUAAAUCAGUUAGCCUCUGCACCUAAGGAAGCUGUGUUCCUAAUGUAGUCAGGUUUGGACAAAGCCUGUGUUCCAGGGAAAUGUCACAGGAGGCAGCUAGCUCCUAAGCCUUCCUCAUGGGCCUCUGAGACCACUGUCGGAAACGGGGUAUUGAAGUAGAGACAUGACCUCAUCCCGCAGGUCACUUCUCAGGCUGAGUUCCUUAGAUGGAAAGCAAGUACAUUUAAUCCGCUCCACACAGACCUGGCUCCCCAGGAUGCUGCUUCGUCACUGUGGAUUAAUUGCAAAGAAGAGUUUCUGUUAGCAGCCUGGAGACAAGGGUGAAGAUGAAUGUACUAGUAGCAUUGCUUUCUUGGAGGAACUGGAAUCCCAGACAAGUUUUGCCUACCAGUCAAGUGCCUUUACUCCCAGAAUGUUGCAGGCGCGUGAGGCUUGGCACCUAUUACAUUUCCAAAUUAUCUGUGUUUUUCUCUAGAUUACACUCCUUAUCCAUAGCACGUAAGCAGCGAGACCUUUUCUUUAACCUGAUUUAAGAUGAGAAAAGACAAAGUGCUCCCUUGCUCUCCUGUAAACAGCAGUUUCAGAUAAGUUGACAAAACUUACUUACUCCGCAUCAACCAUGCAUCAGCCCACUAAAUCCUCUCCAUAUGUUAGGAACCGCGCUCAGCGGGCGAGACAGAGCAGUAACUCCACGGAGCUCGCGGGCUGUGCAGAAAAUGACUAGGAGCAUCGUUUCUCAUUCCUCCAGCUUCACAUGCAAACGUGGAGGACAUCCCAUCCCUUUCCUCCUCAUCUGUCACAUACACACUAUGCACUUUUAUCCAAAAUUUCUUAGUAUGCCUGUGAACAUCCUGUCUUCCUGUCAGCACGGGUCUGCUUACUUGCUGAUAGCUUGAAGAAUGCCUUGUGUAAGACGUCCUGUCUUCCAUGAUGUAGAUCAUGUUUCCAUAUUUCAAUCAGGGAGACGGGGGUCAGAGUUCUCAUGGACCCCUUCUGCCCUCUCACGGAGAACAAAGAAGGAAGUAUUAAAGCUUACCUCACCCCUCCUCAUUCUUACCAACAAGCCUGUGUAGACAUGUCUUGAGUGUUGUUGAAACGGAUGUAAAUAGCUGAAAAUAGAAAUUUCUAUUGCUGUUUAAGAACCCUAAUGAACCAUCACGCACCACUGUUGAUAUCUGUUUGUAUUCUUAUGCCUUUUCAAUAUAUCUGAACAAAUAUAUAGUUUCGGGCACUAUUUUUAUACUAGCAUAAAAGAGUUACUAUGUAAAUUAUGUCCUGUUGUGAAGUCAUUUAAAUGAUUGGCAGGCUGGUUUUCCUUUCCUCUCACCACACCGGAAACCAUUCCCGAGGAUCCUUCUGGGAGAGGGUGGGUCGCCCUCCAGAAGAGCAGGUGGGCACCUCCUCACCCCCCCACCCCCCCAUCCCUGUGACAUCAGACACGGUCAAGGUGGUUUUCACUGUGCGAAGUGAUCACACAUCAGGUGUUUCCUCAUUUUGCAGUGCUGUAAAAAUAAAAUGAAUGAACAAGAA
Molecule: messenger RNA, 6375 nt
Organism: Microtus ochrogaster (prairie vole)
Lineage: Eukaryota; Metazoa; Chordata; Mammalia; Rodentia; Cricetidae
Gene: Pde5a
Product: phosphodiesterase 5A
Biological process (GO): signal transduction
Molecular function (GO): 3',5'-cyclic-nucleotide phosphodiesterase activity; protein binding
Source: RefSeq, a predicted model, not a curated record